Molecule: messenger RNA, 1512 nt
Organism: Homarus americanus (American lobster)
Lineage: Eukaryota; Metazoa; Arthropoda; Malacostraca; Decapoda; Nephropidae
Exons: 5
Coding region: 1141-1512 (123 amino acids)
Source: RefSeq, a predicted model, not a curated record
AGGUGAUAAAUGUGUUGGUGUGUGGGGCGACCUUCACGCCGUAGUGUCCAGCUCCGGCAACAGGUGUCAGCACCGGCGCUGCCACAAUCAACAAAAACAACCUGUUCUCACUCCACUUUAUGUGAUGUGGCAGUGCGACAAACAGAAGCUUCCAGUACCCAGAUGCCAUGGUCACCGCACCUGCUGGGACUCACUUUGCCAUUAUGGUGUCUUGAGGAGCACCUUCUGAAAAGUCUAGAAAUGAAAUGCUGCAGAAGCAGAAAGUAGUAGUGCUUUACUUACAUAUACUGUAUCUGGAAUAUCCAUGAUCAGAGAGUAGUUUUGUGAGGCUGCAGAAAGAAUAGGAUGGUUUCUUGAAAGGUACUGAAAGUAAAGGACUUCCUGCUUGUGCGUUUGGAUUAGUAACAUUUGUGAUAACUUUAAAUACUUCAUAAAUGUGGAGUUUACAAAGUACUGAAUCAAUGUUGAACUGAAACAGAUAAUUAUAUAUAUACAUAUACUGUAUUUAUACUGUGUACUUAAUAUAUUUGAAAAUAACAAGUUUUUGUAAGAAGAGCUUAUAUACAUACCUACUUUACCUAAGUUGAAAAUUUUUGUGGUUGUGCUUCCAGACCAUACUCCAGUGCCUUACUGAAGAGUGUUACUAAAUUGCAUGUAUAGUGUUGAAAAAUAGUGAAGUUUUUAUUAGAAGAGUGAUUUGUAUAUCCCAAGUUAGAUGUAGAAAAUAUCCCCGAGAGUACAAUAGUUAUAUUUUGUGAACCUAAAUAUAUGUACAGUAGAUAUUUUUGUAGUAGACUAGUGGAACUAUAGUGAAAUUUCCAUUCCAUUUGUGAGAAAAUUAUUGUGAUUGCAAAGUGACUAUUUUAUCUAGAACAGUAUUAGUCUUUAACUAUAGUAACAAUUAUAUACCUGUUUGAAAGAGCUUACAAUAAAGAUAGCUACCUGAGUGUGGUGUUAUGAUAUGGUGUAGAGUGAGGCAAUUAUUGUGAACCAACCUGACUGGAGAAGUGAUAAGAGAAGUGUUUUACAGAAAAGAGAGACACUUGUUUUCCUGGCUGUCAGUGAGGGGCCUUUCAUUUCAGGACCCAAAUACGGUACAUAGAGAAUAUUCGGAAAAAAUAUUUGUAGUGCUUCAUCACAAUGAGUCUGAAACGUAUACGGCGGCGCCUGUCUCAGACCUUUACCAGGUUUCACGAUGGUAGUCUGACAGAACUGGCGGAGCACCUCACCAUUGAAGAAAAUGGAGGAAUAAGGGAAAAUGCCAGCUUCCACGAGGGUAUGAAGGCUCAUACAAGUUCAGCGACUACUCCUACCUUCACCAGAAUCAGUCGCCGCCUCUCCUUAUCCAAUUCCCGGAUAUUCAGCGACUCCCACAAACAAGCUUUUGGUCACAGAGCCAUCUCAAUUUUGCCUUACACGUCAUAUGGCAUUUCAUUCAUCUACAAGGACAACAGAAAUAAUCUUCGUCUCAUACAAAAUGUAAGGAUUAUUGUCGUUGUAGCCUCCUGUUGA